This is a messenger RNA of Saccostrea echinata, 2001 nucleotides long. RefSeq lists its product as uncharacterized. The transcript has 3 exons. Bases 1 to 2001 code for a protein of 666 amino acids. Gene Ontology annotation, molecular function: DNA-directed DNA polymerase activity; nucleotide binding; DNA binding. NCBI's taxonomy places the organism in Eukaryota, Metazoa, Mollusca, Bivalvia, Ostreida, Ostreidae. Gene Ontology annotation, biological process: DNA replication. The record is from RefSeq and is a predicted model, not a curated record.
AUGAAAUUGGCAAAGAUUCCAGAUGCAUUUGGCUUAGAGGAACUCAGCAAGGGAUUCUUUCCUCAUUUUUUCAAUACAAAAGAAAAUCAGACUUACGUGGGUCCCUACCCUGCUCUACAAUUUUACGGAUACGAUUUCAUGUCGUCGGGAGAAAGAAAAAAGUUAGCCUUGUGGCAUGCAAGCAAGAGUUCCGAAGUUUUUAACUUUCAAGAAGAAAUGUUAAAAUACUGUCGCUCCGACGUUGAUAUACUGAGAAGGGGUUGCAUAGCCUUUCGAAAUACCGUCCUUCAAGCCACGACAAGAGAGAGUUCAAGUGUUCAACCCGAUGGCACGACUUCAAAGACUACCAUUGAGGGUGUGGACCCCUUUGCCUAUGUAACGAUCGCCAGUGUGUGCAUGGGUAUUUACAAAACUUUAUUUCUCAAGCACAAUGUUGAAGUUGAAAUUACGAGAGACUUGACGUCCACUUGGCAGACGUUGGAUGACUGUGAGGGGGUGACGGGUGUAUGGCUCGAUGGAAAAUGGAGUGCUCUUAGUGACCUGAAAAAAGAAGACAACACGGAAGUGGGGAAACAACGUUUGAAAAGCCCCAUAGCUGUCGUACCGUCUCAGGGAUACGUCAGCAAGGAUCAUUACAGUAAAGUAUCCAUUCAAUGGUUAGAAUGGUUGAUGUACCGAAGUCGACAACGAGGGACACCACGACAUAUCCGCCACGCUCUCAAUGGGGGAGAACACCACGUUCCAGACACGAAUUAUCGAUGUGAUGGAUUUGUCGGGAAUCCUGAGGGGAAAGGCACCAUCUACGAAUUUUAUGGUUGUGUGUACCAUGGAUGUCCGGAGUGCUUCACACAGGAGCGAUCAGAUGUCAAACAUCCAGCCACAAACCAGACGUUAGACGAACUGUACAAGAUGACUAAAAAGCGAGAACGAGAACUUAAAGAGCUUGGAUACGAUCUGAUCGUAGUAUGGGAGCACCAGUUUCGACAUCAAUUGGAUAAUAAUACCGAAUUGCAGCAAUUCGUUUCCACGCUGGAUUUAGAAGACAGACUUGAUCCCCGUGACAGUUUCUUUGGUGGUCGGACCAAUGCCGUGAAACUUCAUUAUGAGGUGAAAGAAAACGAGAAAAUCCAGUAUUACGACUUCACAAGUCUCUAUCCAUGGACUAAUAAAUAUUGUCGUUAUCCCGUGGGUCAUCCGACCAUUAUUACGAACGAUUUUCAGGACAUAUCAAAUUAUUUUGGACUCGCUAAAGUCAAAGUCCUACCACCCAAAAAACUGUAUCACCCCGUGCUCCCGUAUCGCUCCCAAGGAAAACUGAAGUUUCCAUUGUGUCGAACCUGUGCCGAUGCCGAAAAUCAACACGCUUGUACUUGUUCUGUUGAGAAAAGGGUAAUCACGGGGACGUGGUGUACUCCUGAAAUCCAAAUGGCAGUGAGAAAAGGUCGUCUUCAGUAUGACCCCACAACAGGUGAGGGGGGUUUGUUUGCAAAUUACGUUAAUACAUUCCUUAAGAUAAAACAGGAAGCCUCCGGAUUCCCACCCGAGUGUGACAGUGAAGAGUCGAAACAAGAAUACAUUCGACAAUAUAAAGAGAACGAGGGUAUAGAUUUGGAAUACGAUAAAAUUCAGAAAAAUCCAGGUUUGCGCUGUUUAGCUAAACUCUGUCUCAACAGUUUUUGGGGGAAAUUCGGUCAGAGGCUCAACAUGAAACAGUCCAAGUUCUUUCAUGAAUCUGACUUUGACAAGUUUUUUCAGCUUCUCUCAGAUCCUACAAAAGUCCCUCAUAAUUUUCACAUUAUAUCCAGAGACACCCUCCAAUUCGAAUGGAGUAACCAUCACUUGUUCAUGCCUUCAGAUUGCAAAACAAAUAUAUUUUUAGCAAGUUUCACUACUGCACAUGCGCGUUUGCGCUUAUUUGGUGUAUUGGAUCGAUUGGGGGAAAACGUGCUAUACUUUGAUACAGAUAGUGUUAUUUUUAAAACUCUCAAGUCUGACGACUAA